Molecule: messenger RNA, 2357 nt
Organism: Lolium rigidum
Lineage: Eukaryota; Viridiplantae; Streptophyta; Magnoliopsida; Poales; Poaceae
Product: nucleobase-ascorbate transporter 12-like
Exons: 10
Coding region: 1-2049 (682 amino acids)
Biological process (GO): transmembrane transport
Cellular component (GO): plasma membrane
Molecular function (GO): transmembrane transporter activity
Source: RefSeq, a predicted model, not a curated record
AUGGCCUCCUCCUCCGGCGCGCUGCCGCCGUCCCGCCGCGCGCGCCCGGGCCCCUGGCCCCCGGCGCCGCCGCCGCAGCCGCAGCCGCAGCCCCUCUCCUGGGCCAAGCGCACCGGCUUCCAGGCCCGCGUCUCCGGCGAGUCCGUCUCCACCUCCACCCCCACCUCCGCCCACGCCCCGCUCCCCCGCCCCGCCGAUCUGGAGUCCGGCCCGCCGGCCCGGCCCACCUCCGCCGCGCCGCCCCCUCCCGCCACCAAUGCCAAGCCCCAGCCCCCACCACAUCACCGCCAGCCGCAGCCCCCACCAGCGCCCCCCGCGAGGGCGCGCAGGAGGGAUUCGGACGGAGGGCGGCCGAACGGGCAGCAGCCGCUCCCGCAGCUGCAGGAGGAGGGGGAGGAAGAGGGUGCGCCGCAGCGGGCGGCGCACGUCAAGUACGAGCUUCGUGACACCCCCGGAAUACUUCCGGUAGCGGUGUUUGGGUUCCAGCACUACAUCUCCAUGCUCGGCUCCAUCAUCCUCGUCCCGCUGGUCAUGGUUCCUGCCAUGGGCGGCUCGGCCGAUGACACGGCAGCGGUGGUGUCGACGGUGUUGCUAGUCUCGGGGAUAACCACAUUGCUGCACACAUUGUUCGGAACGAGGCUGCCGCUCGUGCAGGGGCCAUCCUUCGUGUACCUUGCCCCUGCGCUUGCGAUUAUCAACUCCCCUGAGUUCUUCGGGCUCAAUGACAACAACUUUAAACACAUAAUGAAGCACCUACAAGGAGCUAUCAUAAUUGGAGGUUUAUUCCAAGUGCUGUUGGGAUAUACGGGCCUCAUGUCGCUAUUUCUAAGGUUGAUAAAUCCAGUCGUCGUCUCACCAACAGUUGCAGCUGUUGGCCUCUCGUUUUUCAGUUAUGGGUUCACUAAAGUAGGGUCAUGUAUAGAGAUGGGUGUUUUGCAAUUUUUGAUGGUCAUUAUCUUUGCACUAUACCUCCGAAAAAUAAAAUUAUUUGGGUACCGGGUGUUUCUAAUUUAUGCGGUUCCUCUCGGUCUUGGGAUCACAUGGGCUAUUGCUUUCGUUCUGACAGCAAGUGGAGUUUUUAGCUUCAAAGGUUGUGAUGCAAAUAUUCCCGCUUCAAACAAUGUCUCAGCCUUUUGCCGGACGCAUGUAUUGAGGAUGAAAUCGUGCCGUGUAGACACUUCACAUGCCUUAAGAGCUUCUCCGUGGUUCAGAUUUCCGUAUCCGUUACAAUGGGGCACUCCAGUUUUUAAUUGGAAAAUGGGCCUUGUGAUGUGUCUUGUAUCAGUAAUCGCAUCAGUUGAUUCUGUUGGUUCCUACCAUGCAUCAUCUUUGUUUGUGGCCACAAGACCACCAACAGCUGGAAUUGUUAGCAGGGGUAUAGGCGUUGAAGGUGUCUCUACAGUUUUGGCUGGCCUGUGGGGAACAGGAGUUGGGUCAGCAACAAUAACAGAGAAUGUACAUACGAUUGCUGUGACUAAAAUGGGUAGCCGCAAGGCAGUUGGAUUUGGUGCUAUUGUUCUUAUAGUUCUCUCGAUUGUUGGCAAAGUUGGUGCUUUCAUUGCAUCUAUUCCUGAUGUUAUGGUUGCUGCUCUCCUUUGUUUCAUGUGGGCCAUGCUCUGUGCUCUUGGCUUGUCCAAUCUUCGUUAUGGUGCCACAGGAAGCUCCAGGAACUGUAUUGUUGUGGGGCUAGCAUUGUUUUUGUCCUUGUCAAUUCCAUCAUACUUCCAACAGUAUGGAUUACAUCCUAAUGCAAACUCAUCAGUUCCAACCUACUUUCAGCCAUACAAUGUCGCAUCGCAUGGACCUAUACACACUGGAUUUGGCGGGGUAAACUAUGUCCUCAACACUUUACUGUCACUCAACAUGGUCAUUGCAUUCCUGGUUGCUGUCAUACUUGACAAUACUGUCCCUGGCGGCCGCCAUGAGCGGGGGUUGUAUGUGUGGUCAGAAGCAGAGGAAGCCACGAGCGAGUCAUCUUUUAUGGAAGACUAUGAACUUCCGUUUAAGAUAGGGCGAGCAUUCAAGUGGGCAAAGUGUAUGGGCCUAUAGCACAUCUGCGCCCCAGACGUGCUUGCGAGAGAAUUGGUUUGUCAUGUUUCAUGACAGAGCGCGAGGUACUGAGUGUAUAUAUUCCGAAUUGCUCUUUAGGUUAGUUAUAUAUGGUCCUGAUGCUUAGAUGCAUCGACAAAUUUUCCGAUCAUUAUAUAGACUACUAUGUAUUAUAACUGUUAGAUUUUGCUCUUCUGGUAUUUAGUAGCUUUAGGCAUAUGAUAUGUAUAGGCGUUAAGUGGUCUGAACUAAACCUAUACCCUGUCUGCUUUCUUGUUAGGCUUAGAUUACAGGAGUCUGAGGUCUUA